AUGCCCAGUCCGCAGGAGGUUGAGGUAUUCUUUCGCCAACUGGACGUUGAUGGAAAUCGCAAGAUCUCCGCAGAUGAUCUCCUUCAAUGCCUGAACCUGGAAGGCAUCACAAAGGCAGAUUUUGAGGAAUUUAUCGCCUCAUUCGACGUCAACGACGACGGCUGCCUGGACGAGGACGAACUGCGUAAUGUCUUACUGUCACUGGGUUUCUAG
Messenger RNA from Dibothriocephalus latus, 213 nucleotides. The record is from the annotation of a GenBank genome assembly. NCBI's taxonomy places the organism in Eukaryota, Metazoa, Platyhelminthes, Cestoda, Diphyllobothriidea, Diphyllobothriidae.